AUGAAACUGCAGUGGAGGGAUGAAGGAGCCCCCCCCGGUUUGUGUGGGGGUGGCCCCAUGGCAGCUCCUGGGUGCUGGGAGGGGGCUCAGGGCAUCACCCCACUCCUGCCACAGCCAUGUCCCUGCAGGGUGUCUGGCCAGGGCUGUGCCACCCCCGGAGCACCCAGCCAGGGUGCUGCCACCCCCGGAGCACCCAGCCAGGGUGCUGCCACCCCCGGAGCACCCAGCCAGUGUGCUGCCACCCCCAGAGCACCCAGCCAGGGUGCUGCCACCCCCGGAGCACCCAGCCAGGGUGCUGCCACCCCCAGAGCACCCAUCCAGGGUGCUGCCACCCCCGGAGCACCCAGCCAGGGUGCUGCCACCCCCGGAGCACCCAGCCAGGGUGCUGCCACCCCUGGAGCACCCAGCCAGGGUGCUGCCACCCCGGAGCACCCAGCCAGGGUGCUGCCACCCUGGAGCACCCAGCCAAGGUGCUGCCACCCCCAGAGCACCCAGCCAGGGUGCUGCCACCCUGGAGCACCCAGCCAAGGUGCUGCCACCCCCAGAGCACCCAGCCAGGGUGCUGCCACCCUGGAGCACCCAGCCAGGGUGCUGCCACCCCCGAGCACCCAGCCAGGGCGAUGCUCACACCACAGAAGGGCCAGACUCUGCCCACCACAGACCUCCCUCAGCAGACACCGGCGUGGGGGGGGGGGGGGGGGGGGGGGGCUUCCCCUUUCCCCAAGGACCACCUCAUGCGUUGCCCCUCUCGGUUUUGCCACUGGCGGGGCUCCAAGCCCACCACCAACCCCCACGGAGCUCGCCCCCACCAUGCCUGAGAACGGCCCCGGCACCGCACACCCGAGGCCGAAUCCUGCCCGGCGGGAAGCCAUCGUCACCCUCGAUCAGGGUGCUGAGGUGGGGAAGAGCAGCUGA
This is a messenger RNA of Tyto alba (common barn owl), 915 nucleotides long. Its product is annotated as nascent polypeptide-associated complex subunit alpha, muscle-specific form-like. NCBI's taxonomy places the organism in Eukaryota, Metazoa, Chordata, Aves, Strigiformes, Tytonidae. The coding region runs from base 1 to 915 and encodes 304 amino acids. The transcript has 2 exons. The record is from RefSeq and is a predicted model, not a curated record.